Molecule: messenger RNA, 5838 nt
Organism: Leptidea sinapis
Lineage: Eukaryota; Metazoa; Arthropoda; Insecta; Lepidoptera; Pieridae
Product: protein amalgam-like
Exons: 14
Coding region: 219-1685 (488 amino acids)
Source: RefSeq, a predicted model, not a curated record
CGCGUAAAACCGAGAUGGUACGUAGUUACGGCACUCGUUCAAAAAGCCAAGCGUCGGAACUCGGAAAAUAAACGAACGAAACUCAGUCGAGUUUUCGAACGCGGUGAGAAAGUCGUGUGGGACCAGCUGAAUACUAAGUUCUUGUCUACGAGGAAUGUGCCAGUGAUUGUUACAAGUUUAAUUAAUAUUUUAAACAAGUGAUCCAGCGCAGUGUUGCCAUGGAGUUAAGAAGAUUGAGUAUUUGCAUCGCGUUCUUCGUGUUUGCCUGUUUAUCCCAAGGCUCAGAAGCAAGACAUUCGAUUGAACGUCGCGCUGCUGAAGAUGUGAACUACGAUUUAUUAGCAGACGAAGCGAGCGAUGACGAAGCGCAGAAUGACGCUGACGGCGGUAAUGAUGCAGAUGAGGAAAUAGAGGAAGAUGCCGUGAUUACUACCAAUCCUACCAACUAUACCGUCACCGUCGGCAAGUCCGUCAGACUUGAAUGCAAGGCCUCUCCAUCAGAGGGUGUUGUUGUGCAGUGGACGAGGAAGAAUACAAAAUAUUUUAUUGGUACUCUCAAUGAAGUUGAACAGAAUUUGAAAACUUACACCGGUCAGGAUAGAUUUUUUAUCGUUGCCAAUUCGACGGAUCUUCUCAUUAAAAACGUUCAGCCCGAAGACAGCGGCGCGUACAAAUGUGAAAUUCUGCAGAUGAAUGGAGUGUCCAUUGAGCACAAUGUAGUUUUACUGGAGUCUCCAAAAAUUAUUCGAUUCUUUGCUUCUGACAACGGCCAUGUUCCUGAGGGAAGAGAUCUGCUGCUCACAUGUGAGGUGUCAGGAUCUCCACCACCCCAGAUCCUAUGGUCUUGGGAAGGAAACCAAGGGAACCAGCGUUUGACGGAAAAAGAUGGAGAGUUCACAGCUAACAGCGUGUUCAUCAGAAACGUAAAGCCGGAAAACUCAGGAAAAUAUUACUGCUAUGUGUUGAACAACGUUGGGUCCAGCCAGGCGGAAGUGCAAGUUCAAGUUCUACGUAAGCCACGUGUUCAUGUGCACAGGACGAUUGUGAAUUCUGAUCUCAAUGUGGAAGCUGUUCUGGAGUGCUCAAUCCAUGACGAACCUGCCGCCCACAUCCGGUGGUACAAAGAUGGCCGCCGCAUCGAGGACUCUUCGCGCCAAUACAGCGUCUCGACUCACGGCCAGCAUUCCAACCUCACUGUCAUCCCGACAUCUGAUCUGGACUUCGGAACAUUCACUUGCGAGGCUGAAAAUAACCUCGGCAAACACAACAGAUCGAUUGACUUAGUUCAGAGUCCAGUUGUCGAGGACUUCGGAAACGACGGCCCUAAGCUGUUCUGGACCAUUCACUCUCAUCAACCACUUGAAGAGAUUGAGCUGCAGUUGAGAGAAAUUGAUGGGGAAGGUGAAUGGCGUACACUCAGGGUUCCUCUUCCCGAGGGUAGACGCCACGAAUACAGCAUUGUGUAUUCUCUGGAGGAUGCAGACAUUGAUGCAGGCAAAUACGAGAUUACUGUUAAAGUAAAGAACGAAAAGAAUUGGAGCGAACAUUCUAACCCAGCCAUCGUUGAUAUUGAAGCCCAACCGCAAUACAUUCGGCCGGCUUCAGUAUAUUUGCCGGGAGCUGGCCACAGCAUUCGACCCCACAUCGUCCUGAUUCCACUUAUCUAUCUAUUGGUCCGACUCUAAACGACGUAUAGACUAAUAUUUAUUGUUACAGCGAAGUAUUGGUGUUAAUUAAGAUAUCUGUUAUUAUAUUAAUCAAGGAUUCUGAGUAGAAGUUAAUUUACUUUACUAAAACUUAAGUAUAGAGACAACAGUCUUAUUGGCGUUAUCAUUUUUUGUAGAAUAAAAAUUGAAAUGAGCACGAAACGGAAAUGCGUCACAGCAACGCGUAACGGAAGUGGCUCCUCAUUGGCUGACAGUGUUAAAGCUGGGCAAAGUAAAGAAUACAACAAAAUAAAAGUUCCUCACACGAAAUCAAUCUGUCCUUGAGUAAUAAAAUAACUUACUUUUAUAUUUCGCUUUCAAUGUAUAGAAAAACAGAACAUAAUUACAAAUUAAAUAUUCUCGUUAGUGGUACAAACAAUUGAAAAUGCCAAGAUACUUAAUUGUUUUAUACAAAAGUGUAUUUCAAAUUAUUCUGCUAAAUGUAGUUGGUAUGUUGCUUCUGUAUUUUGUAAAUAAUUUACAAUAUUAAUAAUUAAUUGUAAUCCAACUAUUAAAUUUUAUUGAUAGCUACUUAGCGAUAUAUUUGACGGAUACUUAAAACAAGAGUUAAGCAUUUAGUUUUUCUUUUAGUACAAUGUUAAUCUUACUUCGUUUGGAAACAAAACUUACACUACACUAAGAAUUAUUAAUUUCCCAUUCAUAAUCGAAAACUAUUUAUUCAAUGCCAUGUUUAAAAUUCAAUAUUUCAUUAAGGAGCCACCUCCACGAGCGAGUAUAUCGCGAGAACUCGUCUAUCGUCGCUUGUCGGGUAAUAAUAAUCGGGUAAUAAUACGAGAUGACGAUUAUACCAUCAGCGUAUGGACGCCACUAUCUAUGGAAUCAAAGCAUGAUUCCGAUCGAUACCCGAUCGGAUCUGCGCUUGAUAUGCACUGGCUCCCAAAGUGUGAUACGCGCGCCGCGAGAUCGUCACAUUCUGCGACGAUAGGUGUACGAUAGUGUAUAAAGAAACGUACACGUAGCAGGGUUACGUUGGCAUAUAAGCUCCCAUACAAUCUACUCAUCAAAUCGCCAUGUGGUAUCACGUUCUAUUACAGUACACACAUAAAUACGUGGCACAACGUUCAUGUACGAGCGAGCCGCUCGUGGAGGUGACGCCUUGUGCAUUCGUUGAAGCGCAUCUUUCUUGUAUCUAGACAGAACAAAACACACUUUUCUAUCUUUGACAGCCUACGCAAAUCUGUUACGUUAAACCGUUAUUAAUAAACGCGAAGUAAAGUUCUUCAUAUUUUUUUUGUCUUUUUCUUUCCUUCGUACUACAGAAUUCAAUGACAGAGAGAAGUUCUUAACUUGGAGUAAAUUCACAUUGCGUUUAUUAAUAACAUUACCUGAAUGUUAAUAACUCUAUGACAGUUCAAACGUCAAAGGUUGACACCAAUAAUUUUAUUUAAUUUUUCGCGUUUCGUGUGCUGCCAGUAUGUGGUACAAACUCAACCUUAUUAUUUUAAUGACCCGUCAAGUAUUAAGUAAAACACCUUUGUAGGCAGUCUUACAUUAUUUUAAUUAAAAUAAUAGGUUAUUAUUACCAAAGUGUAAUUAAGUUAUUGUCACUUAGAGUUACAUUAGUUUAUUUUGAUUAACGCUUAUAAAUAUUUAUUCGACUGUUAAGCCGUUCGCUUAUUGUAACUAAUUAGAUAACUAUGGAUAGUGCAGUGAAUUUUACUCGUUAUGAUAUAGAAAAUCGGCAAAGAUUUUGACUAUUUCUUUCCAGUGAUUUUUGAGUAUUUAAAAAAUAAAAUAUUUACAAUUGAACCCAGUAAAUUAAUCAAAAUCUAUGUCGAUGCUAACGGCCAUAUGAAACUAUUAAUGACAGAAUAAAUAAUUAGUCUUAAAUACCAGUUAUAGCCUUAAUGAUGUGCCUAAAUAAUUUUAUAACAAUAGUUCCACAAGGUGCUAAACCUUUCAAUCUUCCAUUUUGAAUUUUUAAGAAAUAUUUGUGUUAAAAAUAAAAAAUGUGUCGUGUCUAUGGAUUUAUGGCUUUGAGCCUUUGCCUCAAAAUUGGCUGAAAUAUAAAAUGACGUUUGACAGAUAAAUAAUUAUUUGCAUAUUUAUUUUCUUAAAAAUUCAACAACAGUUAUAGUUACUAGUCUUAAUGUAAUGCUUUUAUCGUGUAUUUGCUUAUUUUAGUAAAUAAAAUGCGUUCCAUGAAAUUCAUAUUAAAAUUUCUUCUCUAAGUUUAUAGUGCAUUAUGAUGCACCUACCUAAGUACUCUCACCACGGACGAUUAAAAAAAGAAGGACUCCGCGGCGUGAUAUUAGCGAGUGAAGCACUUUUAUGCUAGUGUGUGUGCGGUUACAGGGGAUACUAGCAACGCAGUUUUUCUCCCUUUUAUAAUAUUAUGUAGUCAUAUAUGGCAACAAUUACUUUUUACUACGAUUUUAGACAACUGCAUUUUUAAAAUAUUUUAUUGCGAUGGAAACUGAUCUGUCACAGAUGAGUGCAAAUAUCAUAAUGGCGGCCGAUCGGCUUGCAUUAGUGUAAGUGUAUGCGUGGGGCUAUGUAUUUACAAGUUAACCGACUUGUUUUGGUGCUUCACUGUUUUGUAAGGUGACAUGGAAUCCUCCUUUUUUUACUCGUCCCUGUCUCUCACAUAACAUGUCAAGAAAAUACGAAUAUAGUAGUAAUUUGUUAAUAAAUAAUUCAAUUUGUUUAUUAUUUCUUAACGAUCACUAGUAAUUCUUUUAACAACUAUAAAUAUUGGUGGAUUAGUAGUAAACACUACUACUAUACAAAAAGAAUUUAGUGAGGUAUUAUUAAUAUAAAACAUUUGUCCAAAAACCCCACUAAAGACCUAACAAUAUUUUUCUUUAAUAUCAAUCUUCAGUAAAACAUCAUAAUGCGAUGUCAAGAAUUAUUGAAAUAUUCCUCAAAUUAUAUUUUUAAGUAAUAUGAAAUUGGAUAAAAAGUAGUACUAAGAUUUCUUAACAAUAUUUUUUGAAAUAGAAACAUUAAAAUUAAACAUAUUAGUACAAGCAAAAGUACAAUAGUGAUAAAAUUGUAUUUUACAUUGUUUAAUAUUCUUACUAUUUGAUUUAAUGCUAUGGUUUUUAUCGGAUAUAUGUUGUACUGUUGCGAUUAAUGUAUGCAUAGAUAAUUUAAAUAUUAUAUUGAAAUGGCUUGUAAUUGUGACUGUCAAUUAUAUUAUUUCGGGCGUCACUUUUUCUUCAUACAUUACGUUUUUUUUAGUACAAGACACACAGCUGUCGUCCAACUCAUGUCUUGAUUGCUAAAAAUAACUUUGAUUUUACCUUUAAACCUUAAUUUUAUUUUUAUAUAUUCUGAUUAAACACACUAAAGGCAAAGCUGAAGACAUGAACUCGUAGUAUUGAAAUAAUGUUCUAUUUCUUUUAUUGUGACCAAAAUAACAAAAAGUUUUUAAUUAGGCAUCUGACGUGUCAUUUCCUUAUUUUCUCCGAAGUGACGUCAAAUUAAUUAAUUUGUUUAUCGAAAAACAAUGCUUGUUAAACGUAAAAAAAUAUUUUUUACAUUUAAUAACAAAAAUCGCCCUAAUUAACUAUCACUGAAUCAAAUAGAAUAAGAUAAUUGCAAGAACAAAAGCUGUUAUAAUUAAAAUUUAAUAGAAAAGACGGCUCCACUGAGUUUCUGUAGUCAUACAAAAUAUUUUGUGGUUAUUGAAUGAAAAAAGAGAUGGCAACACUACAGACAACUGCCGCAAACUACAUAUUUUAAAUCAAUAUUUUUCUAAAUUGGUCCCGCUUUUUUCUAUUAGCAAAAAUAUUACUCUUAAUACAAGCCAGGCCUUAACUAGCUUUUCGUAUUUUUUUAAUAAACGCGCAGUACUUUAUCACCAGUUACCAAACAAUUGACAUAAAGGUAUGAAUGAAUGGAGCAAAAUUAAUAACUAAAGUAUUCUGCGCCCAUAAAUAUCUAAAAUAUAAACCUAAUCUUAUAAUCAGCUGUGUGUAUUGAUUGAUCUAUAGACGUUAAAAAGUGUUAAUCAUAAUCUUGGGAAAGUAUUUUACUAUAUAUAUACCUUAUAGAAUCAGCUGACUUUAAAUAAAAUGUACAACGCAUCUGUGCCUUCACUGUAUUCGGAUUCGAAGGUGAUAUUUUGUCUUAAAUAAAUAAUUAAUGUUUGUAAAUAAUUAUAUAA